UGUGUUUGUAUUCGUGACAGCCACAAAGUUUUUUUGCGGAACAUUUUUGUGUACAAUUUAAAGCCAUUUCGGGCGCUAAAAAAUUGCCCAUUGCCCCUCCAUAGUGGAUCUUAAAGUCGCGGCUCCACCAAGCACGCGUGCAUUUGAGUGUUGGUGACGUAAAAGACAAGUAAAUCGGGCAGCGAAUUUUGCCCAAUUCGCUAGUUCGGGUGAAAUUUCAAUGAACUGAGAAAACAAAGACAGAGACACACACACGUAAACUCACACACAGGGUCACAGACACAGUGCUUGUGCAGCAGUGAAGAAAGAAGCAGAGACAACAGCGCAAUAGCGAGCAAUUAUUUACUUACAAAUAAAAUACAAAAAGGAAACACUAUCAAAAACAGUGUACUGGCGAGACUUUUGCAAAAGUGCGGCAUCUACAACAAAGUGCAAUCGAAGCGAACGAGGAAGCAAAAAGGGAUACGAAAAACUUUUCGCCUCCGCCAGGCAUCAACAUCCUUCGGUACUCUACUCCCUCUCUCGCGUUCGUUCUCUCUCUUUCUCUCUCUCUCUCACGGACCACGCUGCAUACAGACGAGGCAUAUACACGUACACCCAUACAGCGGUAUAUAUGCCAUUUAUUCAGGGACGACACGGCGCGGAAAAGUACUAACUAACCUCGCUCCCGCUCCGGCUUCCGUUCCCGCUCCGACUUCGGCUCCCUAGCCUUGUGCUCCAUCCAUCCAUCCUCCCUUUUUCCAGUCAGUGAGUGAUUGUGUGUGCGAGUGAGAGCUAACGCUAACCUCAGGCUGCCCCAUUGGAUUUAGCAGGCAUCCUUUGCAAAUCCUUUGACGCCACGGAUACGGCGCUAGGACGACGACGACUACCACGUCCACGUCCCGCCGGCCGCUUUGGAAUGUUAAAUGCGGUGAGAACGAUCCGAUCAGUGUAUGUUGUUGUUGCUGGACAGAGUGGAAAGCGAGCGUUAACAGUGGAAGUGCAAGAAGCGGCAGUAUCAUCUAACGUUAAUUUAGAUUAUGGCGAAUUUAAAUUUCCAACAACCCCCGAGAAGUAUAGCGAACGCGGCGUUAGCUGGACGAACAACCGGCGGAUUCGGUGGUAGCUCCCUGGCUGGCCAUGUAACGCCCACGUCAGGAAUGUUCCAAACCGAUUUUGUCAACUCUUAUCCAGGAGCGGCGAACUACGGACAGGCGCCACAGCAGCAGCAGCAACAACAGCAACAGCAGCAGCCGCAACUGUCGCCGAACCGGAAUGCGCAGCUUUCGGUCGGCGGACCCGCCAUCUCGAGCGGCAACCGGAAUGCCAACCUAUUCGGGCAGCGGCAGUUUGUGGAACGGCGUGCCAUGCAGGGAUUGGGCAGUGGACCUAUGUCGAACAUGGGGAACUUCAUGCAAACGGGUCGCGGCGGCUACGGAACGGGCGGCGGCGGUGGCGGUCCUUUAAAUAACUUUCACGUGUUCGGCGGUGGCGGUGGAGGCGAUGCUUCCACGCCAGCCCUGCUGGAUCCCACGGAGUUUCCAUCGCUGACGAAUGCGCGCGGCCAGAACGACCAGACACUGCCCCAAUCAAAUCCGCUUCAGCCGCCGGGCAGCAAACCCUAUGGUAAUUUCUUUACCUCUUUUGGCAUGGUUAAGCAGCCGACGUCAGAGCAAUCGGAGUUCACGAUGUCAAAUGAGGACUUCCCUGCGUUACCGGGCACCCAAAACUCGGACGGCACAACGAACGCGGUAGGGAGCGGCAGCGGCGGUGGCGUCGGUGCCACAACAGAGAAUCACUUGGAUGGCACGGAAAAGGCGAUGAAUUCGAUUGUGGUCAGUGGAUUGACGAGCGGCGGUAGCAGCGGCACCAGUGUCGGCGUUGUAGGCGGCAAUGGUCUCGGUGCCGUUGGCAGUGGUCUUGGAGGCGGCUUGGUCGUCGGUGGCGGCGCUGGAGGGAGUAGCGGAGGCGCUGGAGGAGUUAGUGGCAGUGGCGGCAAUGCAGCCAGCGGUGUCGUCAGUGGAUCGCAUGUGGGCCUUGGCGGCAGCAGCACUGGCGGCGGCGGAGUCGGUAGCGUUAACAGUGUGCCCAACAGCAAUGCCAUGAUGGGCGUGGGCGGCGGCCUGGGCAGUGGCAGCGCCGGUACCACCGGCAGCGGCAGCGGGUCGGGCUGCGAGCAUCUGAACGAUAAUUCCAGCAACGAUAAACUUGUGAAGAGCGGCGUGCAAACUUCGCCAGAUGGGAAGGUCACAAACAUACCAGCGACCAUGGUGAACAACCAGUUCGGCAUGGUGGGCCUGCUGACGUUCAUUCGGGCUGCGGAAACGGAUCCCAAUCUGGUGACGCUGUCACUGGGCACGGAUCUCACAGGCUUGGGCCUGAAUCUGAACUCGCAAGAAAGCUUGCAUACAACAUUCGCUGGACCGUUCGUGGAACAGCCCUGCAGAGCACAAGACGUUGAGUUCAACGUGCCACCCGAAUAUCUUAUUAACUUUGCGAUAAGAGACAAACUUACUGCGCCUGUACUGAAAAAGCUGCAAGAAGAUCUGCUCUUUUUCCUUUUCUACACGAACAUCGGCGAUAUCAUGCAAUUAAUGGCAGCCGCUGAAUUGCAUAGUCGCGAGUGGCGGUAUCAUGUGGAGGAGAAAAUAUGGAUAACUCGAAUUCCUGGCAUUAAUCAAUAUGAAAAAAAUGGUACAAAAGAGCGCGGCACCUUCUACUACUUUGAUGCGCAAAGUUGGAAACGUUUGUCCAAGGUUUUCCAAAUAGAUGCCGAGAAAUUAGAUAAAUGUCCCAAUAUAAGUGCGUUUAUGAAUGGACAGUCUGUAUAAAAUGAAUAAAAAAUGAAAAA
Drosophila kikkawai is the source of this 2830-nucleotide messenger RNA. It is a transcript of the gene Rga, whose product is annotated as CCR4-NOT transcription complex subunit regena. Gene Ontology annotation, biological process: nuclear-transcribed mRNA poly(A) tail shortening; regulation of DNA-templated transcription; regulation of stem cell population maintenance. The record is from RefSeq and is a predicted model, not a curated record. Gene Ontology annotation, cellular component: P-body; CCR4-NOT core complex. Lineage: Eukaryota; Metazoa; Arthropoda; Insecta; Diptera; Drosophilidae.